CUGCCCGCUGUUCGAAGUACUCCAACUUUGGCAUCCUGCUGUCCAGCUUCUUUUUUUUCAAAUAAGCUUCGCCUUGACGAAGAACUUAUUAAACUCAACAUGCUAACUACAGUCUUCUUGUACCGGAUUAUUGGCAGUAUUGGUUGCAGUUGUGAUGUCCCAUUGGAAAACAAGGGGUUAUUCUUCAACACCUGAGGAUCAGAGCCCGAUACAAUAGUCCCUCCAUCCAGAAUGUCUCACUCAAGCACAAGGACAUACGUCUAUACCCUUGAAGGAAGGGGACAAUAGUACUGCCUAGAUAGUAUUGAAGAUUCCUAAAAUCUCUCACCACAAGUGCCCCAAAGCCUUGUUUUUCAAGCAGUUCAUUUUUUAGUAUCAUAUCCAGUGAUAACAGUUAUCAUCUACAUCGAUUACCAAUAUGGCAAGAUGUUUCUGUGCCUGUAGAACACAGUAGAAUCUAUUCCUCUGUCCCAAAAUAACUGUCUCAACUUUGUACUAGCUCUAGUACAAAGUUGUACUAAGCUUAAGACACUUAUUUUGGGACGGAGCGAGUACAUUGCAAUGAGAGUCUAAGUUUACCUGAUGUGUGAUACAGAUGUACCAAACACUUGUUAUGUCAUAUCCAUACACACAAAGGUCUCAACAGGACUCUAAAAAAUGCAGAUGGCUCUUCUGAUGAGAUGCAUACCAAAAUAAAUGCACUUCACGGGUCCAACUUGCCCACAGAUUGUCUGUGACACAACCAAACACCUUAGGAGGUUGAAGGAACAUUUAUGGAUGGAACAAAACUAAUUACUGUACAUGACCCUAUUUCUUCUGAUGAUGGAAACUUGGAGCUAGCUCUGCAUGGUUCUUAUCUCCCAGUACCUUCACUUGAAAAGUUUUCUGGGAGUGAUGUUGAGGACUAUCCUGGGGAAGUACAUUUCUGCUCUGGACGCAUAAUCCUCAACCUUCAUCGCAGGGCUUUAACUCUGAAGGUUGUCAACAAGGCAGACAGGCCUAUACAGAUCGGGAGCCAUUACCACUUUAUAGAAGCUAAUCCAUACCUGGUUUUUGAUAGACUAAGAGCCUAUGGCAUGAGACUGAAUAUACCUGCUGGAACAGCUGUUCGGUUUGAGCCAGGGGAUGCAAAAAGGGUUACACUUGUAAGCAUUGGUGGUCGUAAAGUAAUCAGAGGUGGAAAUGGCAUUGCCGAUGGUGCUGUUGACAGUUCUCAGCUUAAUGAAGUAAUACAAAAGAUUACUGAGAAUUGUUUUGGACAUGAAGAUUAUCCGGACGCAAGCGAAGGUCUUAUUGGUGAUGGUAUAUUCGACUGCAGUGUUGAUCAUGAGAAAUAUUCUAGCAUGUAUGGACCUACAACUGGUGAUAAGAUUAGGCUUGGUGAUACCGAUCUUUUUGCGGAGAUUGAAAAGGAUUUUGCUGUUUAUGGUGAUGAGUGCAUAUUUGGAGGGGGGAAAGUUCUGCGUGAUGGAAUGGGACAAUCCGCAGGGUAUCCAGCAUCUGCCUCCCUGGAUACAGUUAUAACAAAUGCUGUUGUGAUUGACUAUACAGGAAUAUACAAGGCUGAUAUUGGUAUAAAAGAUGGACUUAUUAUUGCCAUUGGGAAAGCUGGAAACCCUGAUGUCAUGGAUGGUGUGCACAGCAACAUGAUUGUUGGGGUGAAUACAGAAGUUAUUGCUGCUCAAGGCAUGAUUGUAACUGCUGGGGGUAUAGAUUGCCAUGUUCACUUCAUAUGCCCUCAGCUGAUAAAUGAGGCAAUUGCAAGUGGCAUAACAACAUUGGUGGGAGGUGGAACAGGACCAGCACAUGGAACCUGUGCCACAACUUGCACCCCUGCACCGUCUCAAAUGAAACUAAUGUUGCAGUCCACUGACGAAUUUCCAAUCAACGUGGGAUUUACAGGAAAGGGAAAUACUGCAAAACCUGAAGGAUUAUCUGAGAUCAUUAAGGCAGGAGCAAUGGGUUUGAAGCUGCAUGAAGAUUGGGGAAGCACCCCGGCUGCGAUAGAUAACUGCUUAUCUGUUGCAGAAGCUUUUGAUAUCCAAGUUAAUAUCCACACGGAUACCUUAAAUGAAGCAGGUUGUGUGGAGCAUACAAUUGCAGCUUUUAAAGAUAGGUCCAUACACACAUAUCACAGCGAAGGUGCAGGUGGUGGUCAUGCCCCAGACAUCAUUAAAGUAUGUGGGGUGAAAAAUGUGUUGCCUUCUUCAACAAACCCAACCCGGCCUUUUACUUCUAACACUGUUGAUGAGCACCUUGAUAUGCUGAUGGUUUGCCACCACCUUGAUAAAAACAUCCCAGAAGAUGUAGCAUUUGCUGAGUCAAGAAUUCGAGCAGAAACAAUUGCGGCUGAGGACAUCUUGCAUGACAUGGGGGCAAUCAGUAUCAUAUCAUCUGAUUCACAAGCUAUGGGUCGCAUUGGAGAGGUGAUUAUCCGAACAUGGCAAACUGCAAACAAGAUGAAAGUCCAAAGAGGUUGGUUACCUGGGCCUGGUGAGUCUGAUCCUGCCAAGUAUAAUGACAACUUCCGUAUAAGAAGAUACAUCGCAAAAUAUACCAUAAAUCCUGCUAUAGUAAGCGGCUUCUCAGAUUUUGUUGGUUCUGUGGAGGCAGGAAAGUUAGCUGAUCUAGUUCUUUGGAAACCUGCUUUCUUUGGUGCAAAACCAGAAUUGAUUAUAAAAGGUGGUGCAAUUGCGUGGGCCAAUAUGGGUGAUCCGAAUGCUAGCAUUCCAACACCUGAACCUGUUAUGAUGCGACCUAUGUUUGGUGCAUAUGGAAAGGCCGGGAGUUCUCACUCGAUUGCAUUUGUGAGCAAGGCCGCCAAAGAAGCUGGUGUUGCAUCAGAGUACAAACUAGCAAAGAGGGUGGAAGCUGUUGGCGGUGUCCGCAGUUUAACGAAGCUGGACAUGAAGCUCAACGACGCGCUUCCGAAAAUCGAGGUCGACCCCGAGACAUACACGGUUACUGCUGAUGGAGAGGUCCUGACUUGCCAGCCAGCAGCCACGGUGCCAUUAUCUCGGAACUACUUUCUUUUCUAGGCCGCCAUUGGUCGAGAAAUUGUUGAAGGUCAAUAAUUCAUGCAACUAGCUUCGAUGGUAGUAACUUGGAGCUGCGCACGGGAGAUGUGAUGUUGGCUCAAAAUAAGCAACUCUACAUUUACAUGAAAAAAUUCACACGUGUACAUAUUGCAAUACUUCGGUUUCUUGCAAUUUUUUGGUGCAAAAACUUGCGUCAUGUGCAAAAGUAACAAAUUAAGUAUACAAAAGGUUUUUACAGUCA
Hordeum vulgare subsp. vulgare (domesticated barley) is the source of this 3279-nucleotide messenger RNA. Its product is annotated as urease. Gene Ontology annotation, molecular function: urease activity; nickel cation binding. Bases 774 to 3038 code for a protein of 754 amino acids. NCBI's taxonomy places the organism in Eukaryota, Viridiplantae, Streptophyta, Magnoliopsida, Poales, Poaceae. The record is from RefSeq and is a predicted model, not a curated record. Gene Ontology annotation, cellular component: urease complex. Gene Ontology annotation, biological process: urea catabolic process. The transcript is spliced from 16 exons.